AUGUCGCAAGAUUAUCAAAGUGAUCUUUUGAAGAAAGUUACAGAUUCGAUUGAUGAAAUUUGUAAUCUUGAUGAUAUUUAUCAUCGUGAAAAAGCUUCUCGUGCCUGUGUGAAGUUAUAUACACAUAUCUAUGAAUGUUUCCAGAUAAGCGCAUCUGCCGUUCCAGGUUUAAUUCAUUCGUUAUCCAUCGAUAAUUUUCGAGAUAUGCUAGGACAAGACAUAUAUCUGCAUUUAAAGAAUUAUCUACAGAACAAAUUCAAUAACGUAUCGAAGGAUAUUGAUAAUGAAUCCAAUGAAAACAUCCUUCAAUAUUUCAAAGAACUUCAAUGCAAGUACAAAGAAGUGUUUAAAGUAUUAAACGGUGGUUAUCGGUAUUUUCAUAAUCAUUGGCUCCAACGUCAACUUGACACGGGAAGAUCUGAUAUCUAUAAAAUUGAUGUCUUAGCUCAACGACUUUGGACAGAAAUUGUGUUAAAGCCACACUUUCAACGAUUAAUACAAGAGAUUAUUUUGUCUUUCGUUAAUGCGAAAAUUCAUUUAGGUGAUGAAAAUUUAAUUGAAAUGAUGGAUAAUACUAUCUAUACGGAAAGUUUUCAGGAUAAAUUUCUUCAAACAACAGAAGAUUUUUAUCGUUCAAAAGAAUUUCCUAGCAUAGAAUCAAAUAGCAAAAUGUUGGAAUAUUUGAAAUUGGUAGCAAAAUAUUUUGAUUAUGAAAUCAAUCAAGCGAAAACUUAUCUACCUGAACAAAAAUCAACAUUAACAACAUUGAUAGUUUUACUCGAAACAAUAUUUUUUCCAACUGAUAUUUUCAAUAUUAUUGUAGAAAAACUACAAUUACUUGUAUCAGAUGAGAAUAAUUAUCAAGAACUAGCUGUAUUGUUUGAACCAAUUCGUGAAUUACCAAAAUUAAAAAAUGAAUUGUUGAAGUUAAUUGAAAUUCAUGUUAACCAAAAGGCAAUUGAGUCUAUCAGUAACGAUCUAAUUAAGAAACCAUUGUUAUGCAUUGAAACAAUUAUAAAUAUUCAUGGAAAAUAUUUAAAACUUAUCCAGGAAACCUUCGUAGGAGACCAAAGUUUCGUUGCCAGUUUUCAUAAAGUUUAUGCUAAAUUUGUUAAUCAAAAUCCAAUAUUACGAAGGACUAGUAACAUGAUGACACCAGAAGAAAUUUUCGCUCGAUAUUGUGAUAGAUCACUGAGAAAAGGAAGUAAAGCUGUAAAAAAUGAUGAUUGGAAUGAAAAAUUGAAUAAUAUUAUGGUGAUAUUUCACGCUGCAGUUAUUUUCGAAUGA
This is a messenger RNA of Adineta steineri, 1287 nucleotides long. NCBI's taxonomy places the organism in Eukaryota, Metazoa, Rotifera, Eurotatoria, Adinetida, Adinetidae. The record is from the annotation of a GenBank genome assembly.